This is a messenger RNA of Miscanthus lutarioriparius, 2085 nucleotides long. NCBI's taxonomy places the organism in Eukaryota, Viridiplantae, Streptophyta, Magnoliopsida, Poales, Poaceae. The record is from the annotation of a GenBank genome assembly.
AUGUCGGCCUCGUCCUCGUCCCUGUGCGGCGGGGACCCGACGAUGAGGAGCGUGGUGUGGUUCCGGAGGGACCUCAGGGUGGAGGACAAUCCGGCGCUUGCGGCGGCGGCGCGUGCCGGUGGGGAGGUAGUGCCGGCGUACGUUUGGUCGCCAGAGGAAGAGGGCCCUUACUACCCCGGGCGUGUGUCCCGGUGGUGGAUCAGCCAGAGCCUGAAGCACCUGGACGCCUCGCUCCGCCGCCUAGGGGCAGGAAAGCUCGUCACACGGAGGUCGGCCGACGCCGUCGUCGCGCUGCUCCAGCUGGUCCGCGACACCGGCGCCACGCACGUCUACUUCAAUCAUCUAUACGACCCGAUCUCACUAGUCAGGGAUCACCGGUUGAAGGAGAUGCUGACGGCUGAGGGCAUCGUUGUGCAAUCUUUCAAUGCGGAUCUGCUGUAUGAGCCAUGGGAAGUUGUCGAUGAUGAAGGGCAACCAUUCACCAUGUUCGCCGCGUUCUGGAACAGGUGCCUCAGCAUGCCGUAUGACCCCCCUGCACCACUUCUGCCCCCGAAGAAGAUCAAUUCAGGUGACUUAUCGAUGUGUCCAUCGGAAGAUCUGAUCUUUGAGGAUGAUUCAGAGAGGGGAAGCAACGCUCUUCUGGCCCGAGCAUGGACGCCAGGGUGGCAGAACGCAGACAAGGCACUGACGGCCUUCCUCAAUGGUCCAUUGGCUGACUACUCAGUGAACCGCAAGAAGGCUGAUAGUGCGAGCACAUCCCUACUCUCACCUCACCUGCAUUUUGGUGAGCUUAGUGUGCGCAAAGUUUUCCACCUAGUUCGUAUGAAGCAGCUUGUGUGGAGUAACGAGGGCAACCAUGCUGCUGAGGAGAGCUGCACCUUGUUUCUCCGUUCCAUUGGCCUGCGGGAGUACUCUCGGUACCUGAGCUUCAAUCACCCAAGCAGCCAUGAGAGGCCCCUCUUGGCGCACCUCAGGUUUUUCCCCUGGGUGGUCAAUGAGAGCUACUUUAAGAUUUGGAGGCAGGGAAGGACUGGGUACCCGCUCGUUGAUGCUGGCAUGAGGGAACUGUGGGCGACAGGAUGGUUGCAUGACCGGAUACGUGUGGUGGUUUCAAGCUUCUUUGUCAAGGUCCUUCAACUUCCAUGGCGAUGGGGUAUGAAGUACUUCUGGGACACAUUACUGGAUGCUGAUCUUGAAAGCGAUGCACUGGGCUGGCAGUACAUCACUGGCUCUCUUCCUGAUAGUCGAGAGCUUGACCGCAUCGACAACCCCCAGUUUGAAGGCUACAAGUUCGACCCGCAUGGGGAGUAUGUCCGACGGUGGAUUCCUGAGCUCGCAAGGCUACCGACAGAAUGGAUACAUCAUCCAUGGGAUGCACCUGUUUCCGUGCUGCAAGCUGCAGGAAUUGAGCUGGGAUCCAACUAUCCUCUCCCCAUAGUUGAGCUAGACGCGGCCAAAGCCAGACUGCAAGAAGCCCUAUCAGAAAUGUGGCAGCUGGAGGCAGCAUCAAGGGCCACCAUGAACAAUGGAAUGGAGGAAGGCCUCGGCGAUUCCUCAGAGGUUCCGUUUCCUCAAGAAUUACAGAUGGAAAUCGAUCGGCAGCCAGCCCAGGCAACAGCCAAUGUGCCGAUGACUGCUCGGAGGCGUGAGGAUCAGAUGGUGCCUACCAUGACCUCUUCAUUGAACCGAGCUGAAACAGAGGUUUCCGCCGAUCUAGGGAACAGUGAGGACACUAGGGCACAGGUUCCGUUUCAUGCACAUUUCCAUCCCCGAGUUGAGAGGGAAGACAUGAUCCAAAAUACUGAAGGCCCUGUGCCUAGAAUCAAUGGCACUCACCAGCACAACAUCUUUCAGCAACCUCAGAAUCAUAGGCGAGAAGCUCUUGCUCCAUCAGUGUCGGAGGCUUCAAGUAGCUGGACCGGCAGAGAGGGCGCUGUGGUCCCAGUUUGGUCACCUCCUGCAGCAUCAGGCCAUUCAGAAACUUUUGCUGCUGAUGAAGCUGACGUUUCUAGUAGGAGUUAUUUGGAUAGGCAUCCACAGUCGCACCGGCUGAUGAACUGGAGUCAAUUAUCACAGUCAUUGUGA